UGUGUGUGUGUGUGUGUGUGUGUGUGUGUGUGUGUGUGUGUGUGUACGUGAGAGAGUGCGGUUGAAAGAGGAGGUGUGUUUAUGGGAAAUAGAGAUCGUGUGUGUGUGUGUGAGUCUGUGUGUGUGUGCGCGCGCGCGUGUGUGUGUUUACACAGACGGGAAUACUGCGCCAGAGGAAGUGCGCCCGUUCUCCGUCUGCGCGUCCCGACUUCCUGCUCUGAGGCAGGAGAGAGAAAAGCUGCGGAUCCGCUUUCAGACAGCGGGGCAGCAGCAGCAGCAGCAUGGAGCCCCAACACAGCGCACACACACCGCUGUAAAGCCCCAAACGCACACAUCACGCACCGGCAAGACGACAGAGGAGCAGCCGCCGUCCACAGCUGGUUUCAGCACUUUUUCCACCAGAGGAGUAGUGACGUCUUCCUGAUUUAUGCCAUGAAGUAAACCUGAAGUGUCCCCUGCAGAAGAAUACAAGCCAUUAUAGAUCUCCGGUGUCUCUUUGGUGUCGCCCUGUCAUGGAGAGCUCCAUCACUCUCUGGCAGUUCCUGCUGCAGCUGCUGCUCGAUCAAAGCCACAAACAUCUCAUCUGCUGGACGUCUAAUGACGGCGAGUUCAAACUGCUCAAGUCAGAGGAAGUGGCCAAGCUGUGGGGGCUGCGCAAGAAUAAGACCAACAUGAACUAUGACAAGCUGAGCAGGGCGCUGCGAUACUACUACGACAAAAACAUCAUCAAGAAGGUGAUCGGCCAAAAGUUUGUCUACAAGUUUGUGUCGUUCCCUGACAUCCUGAAGAUGGACCCGGCCGUGGUGGAGUCGGGUCGCAGCAGUGAGGAGAGUGUCGGGGCCACAUCAGAGCCUGAGGCCGAGGACGAGGACGGAGCUGACAGGAACCAGUACCUCCACUCUGGCCUGUACUCCUCCUUCAGCAUCAGCUCCCUGCAGCGCUCCUUAGAGCGACACCGGCCCGUCAAGACUGAGCCCAGGUCCGAUCGCCAUGACGACAGCUCCUCCGUCAUCCGGUUCAUCACCAACCGUGGCCACUCCUCCCUCCCCUCCACCCCGCCUCCAUCCUCCACCGAGAACUCCCACCUCUCCAGGCUGUCCCCUCGGCUGGCCGGCUCUUCCUCCUGCUCCUCCUCCCCUCCACAAAGCCCCGCCCACACACUGGGGAGGGGGCGGGGCCAGAUCGCAGAGACUGAUGAGUCGGAGUCGAACGCUCAGCCUCUGAACCUGUCGUCUGGUCAGAGGGAGAGGGAGAGGUCACAGAGCACAACCACACCAGAGAGGAGGGGACUGGCCAGCAGUACGCCAACCAAGGGCAGGAAACCAAAAAGUCUGGAAAUCUCCUCCUCCUCCCUCCUCCUAACAGGCAGCGACCUCGUCUCCAUCGCCCUCAACAGCCCGGCGCUGCCUUCAGGGUCCCUGACACCCACCUUCCUCACCGCACAGACUCCGUCUGGUCUGCUGCUCACUCCCAGUCCUCUGCUCUCCAAUAUCCGUUUCUGGUCCAGCCUGAGUCCAGUGGGACCCCUGAGUCCCGCCCAGCUCCAGAGCCAUGCACCCUUCUUCCAGUUCCCCACUCUGCUGAACGGACCCCUUCCUGUGCCUUUACCCAGCGUGGACGCUGCCUCUCCUCUGCUGCUCUCCUCCACGUCCCACAAGUCCUGAUGCCAGACCGAGCUCCAGGAGCGAACUGGGCCAAAGCAGCCAGAGCUGGGCACAAAUCAGAACCAAACCAAUAAUCAUUAAACUGUCAUGAUGAACCACACAGGAUCUGGACUCCAUCUGAGUCCAGCCACCAUUUGGUUUUUAGACCUGUUCCUUUGCAUUUGUUACAGAAGAAACAGGAGCGUAACUCUGAAGCUGUGCUCUCUGAGAAGAGUAUUUGCGUUAGACAUUUCAUUGUACGUUUGUUUACUGCACUCAACAUCUGUGUUUGGUCUUUUGCUCUUGUUUUCAGCACAUAAACCCCUAAACUUCUUUUCAUACAAAGAAAUGAGUGGAGGUUAGACUUCAAACAUGCAUCUCGUCUCAUUUUAGAAGCCAUCUCCUUGCACUCUGUCUUGAAGAUCCGUGAUCUGGACUGGUCAAAACUGUAUUCAUGCCAUUGCUAUUUUUCCCGCUCAUUUGACUAAACCCAAUAUCCACACUGCUGACUCAGACAAAGGAUUACAAUCCCUUACUGAGCUAGAAAGAUGAAACCUAGAAUGGCAGAAUCUUCCCUAACUAAACUCAAGCACAGCUUUUUUUUAAUUAACAUGUUUGUUGUGCUCCCAAACAAUUAAAAGUUGCUUUCUUGCAAAGGAUUAGAAUUACUCAACAAGACUGUUUACACUCCCACAGAUGUAUGUAUAAAAUGAAGCUACAGCCAGGAGAUGGUUAGCUUGUUAGGCUUGCUUGGUAGGAGUCUCAAGACUGCAUUAUAAGUACCUGACAGUGGAGAUCGCCUCAUUGACUCCUCUCUCAAACUAUGUCUUCUCUGUGCUUAAUGUCUUCAAAGGAGUGUCUCUUAUCUGACAGAGGAAUGUGAACUGCUGAGUCUUGUCCAGUUGUUUAUUCUUCCCUAUGUAUAGAUGUGUGCACUCUUCGCUGCAUCACAGUUAGUUAGCUUCAGAGGAGCUGAUUGGCAGGUUUUCUUACCUUUGGAUGGAGCCAAACUAGCGGUUUUCUCCCCACUUCAAGUCUCCAUGCUAGGCUAAGCUAAUCUGCUGCUGGCUCCAGCUUCAUAUUGAUUUCACACACGUCAGUCUUCCCUUUUAACUCUCAGCAAGAAAGCAAAGAAGCAUACAUUAUUUCCCCAGAUCUCAAAGAAUUCACUCAAAUUUGAUCAUAAUGGAAUAAUAACUGGAUAAUUAGACGCUACAGGCUUCAGAGGCCGGUAAAGAACUCACCAUUGAUCAUAUUGUGCUUUUCCUCACCAACACUUUCAUUUAACAGACCGUAUCUCCAAAUGUGCAUAAUUUUGGAUAUUGCAGGUCUCAGGAUUAUUGUUACACAAUUUAAAUAGUCCAGAUCUUGAUCCUUCGAGCUGGAAAUGUGAACAUGAGAUGGACCCUUCACUGACUCCUAGCAGAGCACCUGCUAGCCAGAGCGCUACAAUGCUGUGGAAGUCUGUUGUUUUCUGUAUAAUUUCCCAAAUUUAUUUCAAUGCACUGUACUUUUUAGCCUUGUACCAGCUGUGCCUUCCAUAAUGUAAGAUUAAUGUAAAUGUGUUAAGCUUUAACAGACAUGCCAGGUCAAAACUGCACAAUGGCUCCUGGUUAUUUUUAUAGUGAAUUAAUGGAAGUGUAUUCUCAGUGAUUUGCUUGUUUUCAGCAGUUUUUAAAAUGAAUUUCACUGUUUUUAGAAUAAAAUGAAUGAAUUUUCUGCAA
Amphiprion ocellaris (clown anemonefish) is the source of this 3367-nucleotide messenger RNA. RefSeq names its product ETS transcription factor ELK3 (gene elk3). Bases 513 to 1664 code for a protein of 383 amino acids. Lineage: Eukaryota; Metazoa; Chordata; Actinopteri; Pomacentridae. Gene Ontology annotation, molecular function: DNA-binding transcription factor activity, RNA polymerase II-specific; sequence-specific DNA binding. The record is from RefSeq and is a predicted model, not a curated record. Gene Ontology annotation, biological process: regulation of transcription by RNA polymerase II; cell differentiation. The transcript is spliced from 6 exons. Gene Ontology annotation, cellular component: nucleus.